GACGUCAAAAUCUGUCGAUGAUGGCAACACGGAAUGGUGGAUAGAGUGUUGUCAUAAAAAAAUCCCGUGCAGCUCCGUGUAAAAUAAUUACUUAAUUUUGUCCCCAAAAGGGCCCCCGUCGUGUAAAAUACUUACUAUCGUCGCGUGUGCCCCGUAGCCACCGACACGUGUGCAUGGCCGUGAAGUCGGUGGAGGGAAUGUGCUUAUGAUUGUGGCCUGAUUUAUUUUCCUCAUCUCGGUUUUUUUUUUCUCUUCCUACCUUCCACUCAUUUGAUGUUCUAUCUUGGAAGAAUUUUCUGAAAUAUAUCCACUUAGUGCAUCAUUUAUGUUGGGGACUCUAUUGGCGCCACUUUGUUGGGCACUGUGCUAAGAGGGCGGGAGAAUGCAGACGUCGAUAAAGCAAGAGAACCAGCAGCACAGUCCACUGAAGAUUGUGUCAAUUGGAACGGCCGGAAGUGGGAGUGGGAAUGCUUUUGAGGAGGAUAUUCCUAUGAAGUACGAGGAGAAGCCACUGCUCCUCAAUGUGGAACUUUGCCUUGUGUGCGGUGACAGAGCGUCCGGACGCCACUAUGGCGCUAUAAGUUGUGAAGGAUGCAAGGGCUUUUUCAAACGAUCCAUCCGGAAACAGCUGGGGUAUCAGUGCCGUGGUACCAUGAACUGCGAAGUCACCAAGCACCAUAGGAAUCGUUGCCAGUACUGUCGACUGCAGAAGUGUCUUGCCUGUGGGAUGCGCAGUGACUCCGUUCAGCACGAACGAAAGCCCAUCCUUGACAAGAAGGAAUCACCUGGUCUGGGCAAUAGUUCAGGGGGAACAAGUGCAAUGGGGGGUGCAUCAACAAGUCCGGGUAGCGUGGGAUCCAAUAAUCAGCCCACAAUGAGCGGAAAUGCAAGACCAUCAUCGUCAAGUCCCAAUUAUCUUUUCUUUCGGCCACCCAAUGACUUCACCGAACCCAAUUUCCCCAGUAUGAUGUUCCCCGUUGGAUUCAACUUCAAUGACCUCAAGGCAACUCUUGGACAGAGAGCAUUUUUGCAGCAGAGUGGUGUCUUCCCAAAUCAUCCUAUUUCGACCCCAUCCACAAGUGGAUUGCAACAAGAUGAUGAGGCAUCCAAUGAUAACAAUCCACCAAAUAGUAUCUUCACAACGGCAAUCAACACACUUUCGAGCCUAACUGCCACCAGUUCAGCUGAUUUUCUCCAGGCCGCUAUCAAUAAGCACACAAUUGCCGAGUCACUAGAGCUCAUCACGAACCUCCCAUUUGAGAUGAAUGCCAAUGGUGCGCGAGAUUUCACGAAGCACGAACCGUCCGGAGGUACACCGGCGUCUACGGAUAACAGUAGCCCAAGUGGCGAUGGGAGUUCAUCACCAACAGCCACUACGGCCAUCAGUAUCGAUCCCAGUGACCUGGAUCCACUCAUCCCUGAGCCCUGUGUCCCAUUUUCCCUGCAGAUACCCAAUGUGGUGCCGGCGUACUUAAAUCUACACUAUACCUGCGAGACGGGAUCGCGGCUGCUGUUCUCGUCAGUGAUAUGGGUGAGUAAGUUGCCCGUCUUCCGGUCCCUGCCUGACGACUGCCAGGUGCAGAUACUCCGUUCGUGCUGGACAGAGCUGUUUGUGCUGGGUUUGGCACAAUCAGCACCACAACUCGCCUUCUCCACCAUAGUCACAUCCCUGGUCAAUUGCUUCAAGGCGGCUGUGGUUCAGGAGAAACUCACUGCGGCACGCAUCAAGCUGAUGGCCGACAAUAUUUCAAGACUGUGUGAUUUUGUACAAAACAUUCAGCGAAUCGGUGUGGAUGACUAUGAAUUUGCAGUACUUCGACUUCUACUGCUUUUCAGCACAGAUAACAUCCGCCGGGAACCAAUGCGUCAUUCAACGUCUCUGGAGGGAAUUCAGGAUAUCGCCUGUCGUUGCUUGCGUGUCCACAUCGACCAAAGUCACCAUCCGUCUCAGUCGGAUCGUUUCGCCAAAUUGUUGCUCAAAUUACCCGCUUUAAGGACGUUCAAUGCAAAUACAAUGGAGGACCUGUUUUUCGCCAAUCUAAUUGGGCAAGUGCAAAUUGACAAUGUUAUCCCCUAUAUUUUAAAAUUGGGGGUAGCCAGUGGGGUUCGUAUCAUUUUUUUACUUCUAUUUAUAUUGUCUUUAUUUUUUUUUGAUUUUUCUUUUGUUUAAUUUAUCUUUUCUAUUGUUGUUUUCUUUUUGUAUAUUGAUUUUCACAAAAUAUUUCUCUUUUUUUUCUCCCCAUCUCGUGUUCAUCGUGGAUGCCCAAAUGCAGAUUAAAUCCGAAACAACUUGAUUGUUGAAAUUGUCUUAUUUUUACAUUUACAACAUAUUUUAAUAAGUAUAUUAUUAAUAAAAUGCUAUUUUAAAAGAGACAGAGAGAGGAAAAAAGUGAGAAAAUAUUAUCGAUAAAAUAUAUUUCUUAAUAUAAUUUUUUUUUUUAAAGAAAAAAAACCUUUAAUCAAAAUUAACUUAAUUUGUUUUGUAAAAGCAAUUAUUUUUUCUUCUUUCAAAAAUGAGUUGAAAAUGGUUUUCUUUUUAAAUGAUACGACAAAGUAACAAAAUAAAAAGGUGUCUGUUAAAUGUGCCUUUGAGAUGCAAAAUUUUCAUGUUUUUUUACAUAAUCUUUUAGAGAAAGAGUUUUAUAUAAAAAAAAAGAUUUUUGAAAAGUGUUGAAAAGGAUUAAAAAUAGUAUUAAAUUUGAGUAUUAGAUGUUAGAAGAGGAAUAAAAAUUCUUAGAAAAAAAAACAAUAGUUCUUUUUGAGAAGAAAUUUUUGUCCUUUUUAUGCUUAGAACAAAUUUUAAAAUUAAAAAAAAAGAAAUUACACAUUGAAAAGUGAGAAAAUAAAAUAUUUGUUUCUUCCUAAACAAAAAA
Molecule: messenger RNA, 2873 nt
Organism: Phlebotomus papatasi
Lineage: Eukaryota; Metazoa; Arthropoda; Insecta; Diptera; Psychodidae
Gene: Hr78
Product: nuclear hormone receptor HR78
Exons: 4
Coding region: 383-2170 (595 amino acids)
Biological process (GO): cell differentiation; regulation of transcription by RNA polymerase II; anatomical structure development
Molecular function (GO): RNA polymerase II cis-regulatory region sequence-specific DNA binding; nuclear receptor activity; zinc ion binding
Source: RefSeq, a predicted model, not a curated record